AAAAAAAAAAAAAAAAAAAAAAAACGUGUCCCGACCGAACCGAACCAUCCUUACCCGUUUUUGCAGUGCAGCCCAAUGGCCGCCACCCGCCCUGUCCUGGAGGUGGUCCUCCUUUGAUUGAUGGAGCCAAAUAGAAUGAAAGGACACCUCCCCACUGUCCCUCCGAGUGACUGAAAGGUCUUCAGUGUGACGUUAGUUAGCAUUAGCGCUCAUAUGCUAACAAGAGCUCCCCGCGAUGCUGGUCAAUGAGCCCCAGAGCUGCAGACCCUCCGCCUCGGAGCCGCCUUCCCUCGCCGAUGCGCCACCCCCGCCCCCUUUGCCGCCCCCUCCCCCGCCUCCGCCUCCCCAAACGUUGGCCCAACCCGGCAGGAAGAAGCAUCGGGUGCGCAGCUUCUUCUGGAAGCCCAUCCCUGAGGAGAAAGUCCGCGAGAGACCCAACAUCUGGACGCUAGUGGGGCGGCAGCAGCAGUACCAGAUUGACGUCCGCUCCGUGGAGGAGCUGUUUGGCCAGCAGGAGGAAGCGGGGACGGGUGGCCUGGGGUCAGCGACCGCUCCCGGUAUGACCGUCCGGGUCUCCCGAUCUCGAUCGUUCAAGGACAACAGCAAAGAGAUCAGCAUCUUGGACUCCAAGAGGGGAAUGAAUGUGGGCAUUUUCCUCAAGCAGUUCAAAAAGUCCAACCGUUGCAUUGUGGAGGACAUAAGGCGAGGACACGGCGGGACGUAUGGAGCCCAGCCCCUCAAAGACCUGCUCAAGCUGCUGCCCGACACGGACGAGAUGAAGAAGCUGCAGGCGUUCCGAGGCGACCCGGACAAGCUGACCCUGGUGGACUCUUUUAUGUUCCUGCUCAUCCAGGUGCCGCAGUUGGCGGUGCGCAUUGAGGCUAUGGUGCUCGGUGAGGAGUUUGUUCCUUCAUGUGCGCUGAUGAGUCACGACAUCGAUGUCAUACGAGCCGCCACUCGAGAGUUAUUGGGCUGCGAGGAGCUUCACGCCAUUUUGCAUCUUGUGCUGCAGGCGGGAAACAUCAUGAACGCAGGAGGCUAUGCGGGUAACGCGGUGGGCUUCAAGUUGUCGUCGUUGCUCUCGUUGGCCGACACCAAAGCCAACAAGCCGGGGAUGAACCUGCUACAUUUUGUUGCAAUGGAGGCCAAGAAAAAAGACGAGGCACUGUUAAGGUUUCCGGAAAAACUGGUCCACAUCCAGAGUGCAGCCAGGAUCUCUGUGGAGAACAUGGAGCUGGAGUUCUCGUCCUUGUACGUUCGCAUCCAAACCCUGGAGGAGAAGGUGCAGGGAGACCCUGAAUUACUGCAGCAGCUGGUGUCAUUCCUGGAGAGUUCUGUGCAGACGCUUGUGGAUCUGAAGCACCGUCGCCUGGAGCUUCGCAAGGAAGGCAACGCGCUGGUGGACUUCUUCUGUGAGGACAAGGACGCAUUCAAGCUGGACGAAGGAUUCCGCAUCUUCCACGACUUCUGCGUCAAGUUCAAGAAAGCCGUCAAGGACAAUGCAGAGCGUGAGCUAAAGGAGGCGGCGAGGCAGCGUCGGCUGAGGGACUUGGAGGAAAAACGACUGGCGUGGUCGAUCGAAGACAGCGGCAGAGGUGGUGCGUUCGCUCGCAGCAGCAGUGAGAACGACGUGGAGACUCUCACCAAGGAAGGCCUCCUGGACUUCUUCCAAGGGAGGUCAAAGAGUCCUCACAGUCCUCCGGGACGCUCGUGCAGCGCCCGCCGCCACCACCACACCAUGACGUCCAUCGCAGACCGGGAGCUCCAGAGCUACCUGGAGCUGUUCGGAGACAAGUUCAACAGCCUUCCUCGGUCAGGCCGUGCACUCCAGCGCAAAGCCACUCCUUGGAUCGACAACCGAGAGCUCACAUCCCCUCGUGCCGAAAGUGAACCCAUCAGCCCUCUCGCCAGGUUUUCCUCAGCGGGGCUGAAAGCUGAUGAAGACCGAUACAACAACAGUGGCUACCAGUCUUCGCCUCGAUCCUUUGACGGCCACAUGAACGUGAAUGUAGAGAAGCACACUUUGGUUCCUGGGCCGGAAGCGUUUCACCUCCAGAGUCCAAACUUUGUUAACCAGGGCGAUAUCCAAUUCACUGAUCUGGAACAAGAGAAGCUACCCCCUUCCGGGACUCUGGAUGCAGCUCCAGGAGUAGCAAUAGAUUCUUUGACACAAGAGAACAAGACUAGCUCAGUUUCCUCGACAACCUGUGACACCCCACUGCCCUCAGACACCCCGUUAUCCAAUAGGAAGCCAGCGUUUAACAUGCCAGACUCCACCGAAGCGGACUGCUCAGUCACACUGGAUCUCUCUGAAGUUGAGAGCUCUUCCCUUUCGAAAGAGGUACUCCACAUUGGAACAAGUGACAAAGAGAGCGAAAGCCCUGGAGAGCUCAGUUCUCCGUCCGCCAUUUUGGACUCUGUCCCACCCGGGGACUUGUCAGUACCAAGAACAGCUGAUGCCGCAUCUGCUACGCCGACUGAGUGGGAAACCGAAAGCUGCGACAUCACCAUGGUGAAAGAGCCUUUGAGAAGCAGCGGGAAACAAGUAUGCACGAAAAGCAAGACUGGGGACAAAGGUGGUAGCACGGGCGGCGGAAGCUGCUUCAGAGCUGGCAGUGGCCCCAAUGGGGGUGCCAGUGGUGGUGGCAGAGGUGGAAGCAAUGGAUGCAGUCCCGGUGGGAGCAGCAGUGGUGUGAGGACACUAACCAGCAGCGAGAACCAGAGCAUACGGAAAGUGGUACCCAUUAGCCGGACGGGUAGCAAAAAGAAAGCCCUAGAUCGCCCCCUCCGUGACCAAAGCACCCCACCAAGAGGACACCACGAAAAGACCCCCAGACCACAGCGACACUCCAGUCUACCUCCCGACGACUCAAAAGGCCAGAGAGGAGUCCUCCCUACUAGCGCCUCCAGAUGCACGUGUGAUUCUACUAACUUAAGGAAGACUUCCUCCAUCAAUAAGCCAAGCGCCAAACCCCUGCGGAACCUUCCCAAGCCGGCACCUGAGGAGAAGAUGUGCCGCUCCACCAUGAGGGCUCUGGCACAGACGGAAGUCCCAGGCGGCACGCCUUCGGAAAGCGGCAGCUUGCAGGCACCGGGCUCCAAGUGUUCCCCCGAUGUCCCGAGCUUUGCCCGGAACACGGUGGCGUCAUCUUCCCGGACCAAGAAGGAACCGGUCGCCCUGUCCACACCGUCUCACGUCACCACCGUCCUGAGUCGGCAUACAUCCAUCAUGCAGACUAAAUUAGCAUCCACGGUUUCCGGCGGUGAGGAGCGGACAACCCUGCGGCGGGCGCACAGCGUCAAGGCGACCAGUCGCAGCGCCUACCGCAGCCAGACGCCACCCGCCCAGUCUCGGGAAGCAGGGAUGCCCAACAGGAGUGCCAAGCCAAGCUGGAAGUAAACCACAACCUAAGCUAUGAUAUUCCGUCUAGGAAAUGGGAAACUUACUAAAUCGACAGACGGCAAGUCAGUGGUUGUUGCGUCCGAUCCAUUUUAUUUUAUUUUUUUUUUUGGUUAAGUCAGAGAAUGUCCACCACAGGAACAGGAGCCGAUGCAAAUUAGCAGCCUUGUUUCUUGUGUACGAUGCCUUUAUUUUUAGAAAAAUCAAACUCUUUCCCAAGUAAAUUUAGUAAAUAGAAACGUGGAAUAGUCUGAAUAUGAAAUAGUAAUUUUACAAAAAUCAUAUCACAUUUUUUCUCAUGAUGUUACAACUUUAUUUUUAUAAAAUUCUGACUUAAUUAUUGGAAAAUUACACAUUUUUGACCGAAUAGUUUGCCUUUGUUCUCGUAAAACUCCAUUUGUUGUAAAUUUGAAUUUCUUGUCAUAA
This is a messenger RNA of Phycodurus eques (leafy seadragon), 3826 nucleotides long. RefSeq names its product FH2 domain containing 1 (gene fhdc1). The coding region runs from base 236 to 3400 and encodes 1054 amino acids. The transcript has 12 exons. The record is from RefSeq and is a predicted model, not a curated record. NCBI's taxonomy places the organism in Eukaryota, Metazoa, Chordata, Actinopteri, Syngnathiformes, Syngnathidae.